Messenger RNA from Zea mays, 702 nucleotides. Its product is annotated as Histone H2B. The record is from RefSeq and is marked provisional. The transcript has a single exon. Lineage: Eukaryota; Viridiplantae; Streptophyta; Magnoliopsida; Poales; Poaceae. Gene Ontology annotation, cellular component: nucleosome. Gene Ontology annotation, molecular function: structural constituent of chromatin; protein heterodimerization activity; DNA binding. The coding region runs from base 79 to 531 and encodes 150 amino acids.
AACAGCGAACACAUCUCCUCGCAUUUCUUCCCAUCCGAUCCCCCCUUCGCAACCAAAACCCCAACUCGCCCCGCAUCGAUGGCGCCCAAGGCCGAGAAGAAACCCGCGGCGAAGAAGCCGGCGGAGGAGGAGCCCGCGGCCGAGAAGGCGCCCGCCGGGAAGAAGCCGAAGGCGGAGAAGCGGGUCCCCGCUGGCAAGUCCGCUGCCAAGGAAGGCGGCGAGGGCAAGAGGGGCAAGAAGAAGGGCAAGAAGAGCGUGGAGACCUACAAGAUCUACAUCUUCAAGGUGCUGAAGCAGGUGCACCCGGACAUUGGCAUCUCCUCCAAGGCCAUGUCCAUCAUGAACUCCUUCAUUAACGAUAUCUUCGAGAAGCUCGCUGCUGAGGCCGCCAAGCUCGCGCGCUAUAACAAGAAGCCUACCAUCACCUCCCGUGAGAUCCAGACCUCCGUGCGCCUCGUCCUUCCCGGGGAGCUCGCCAAGCACGCCGUCUCCGAGGGCACCAAGGCCGUCACCAAGUUCACCUCGGCCUAGGCUGCGCGGCCGCCGCUUGCAGGAUUCUCUCCUGUGUUCACGUCUCUUGCUGUAGUUAGGUGCUGCUGCCUGCUGGCUUCUAUGUAUGUUAUCUAUCUGUCUGUAGCAACUGUGUUAUCUGAUAGGACCGUAAUGGUGCUUAUUCAACCCAGCUAUAUGUUUCUAUGUGAA